GCUCGAGCACUCGUGCGCGCCUCGCCCCGCCAAUAGGAUCCACUACAGAAGAAGCAGCGUUCGGUUCCAUUGGAAGGGCGGCCAGCAGGAUGCACCAGCAGUCAUCGCAGUCCGAGAACAUGGGGUCGGCGACGGGCCCCGUCUCGGGUUCGCGACGUUCGGCGGCCUUUUCGGGUGCCUUCCGAAUGACCCGACGGGACCUCAUCGCCACGGCCCUGCUCGUCUCGGGCGCGUCGGCCAUCGUCGUGACCGCCGCCAUCGCGGCCCGCAGCCGCCACCGCCCCGAGCCGUUGCCGUCGCUGCUAGACCUGAAGCCACCGCGCGAGAACCCCUGGCAGACCCGACACAUGCCCCUCUACUUCGAGUGCGAGUCGAGCGCGUGUCGCGCUACGGCCGAAGACCUGAGGAAGAACGUCGCUUGGUCCCUGAACCCCUGCGCGGACUUCUACGAGUACGUCUGCUCUAGCGACCGAACGCAGACGAACGUCUAUGACUACGCCGUGGCCCACUACCUGCGCGAAGUCAGGGAAGUCAUCCGCAAGUACCAGAACCUCGGCUUCUUCUCGAGGACCGCGAUGUCGAAAAAGAUCACCGGUUUCUUCAGUGCCUGCCAGUCGAGCCGGUUGGAUCUGUCCUCGUGGAGAUCGCAGCUGGCACACACGUGGAAGUACCUAGACCUCGCUGGGAACCUGGAAGGAGUCGAGAGCAUGCUGGCCACGUUCUCGAGGGUGCUCGAGGUCUUCCCCAUCGUUCACGUGGCCGUGCUCGAGGCCUCGCACCGGACGUGCGUGGUUCUCACCAAACCCGACGGCAAGGGCGCCGACCGCAUUUUCCAUGUGCCGCACGCGUUCUCCACCUCGUUCCGGCAUUUCGCGGCGGGCCUCUUGGGUCACACUGGGAAAAUCCCCGCAGACGCCGACAACCUCAUCAACUCUGCGGCCAAGAUGGAAGCCGAACUCCAGAAGUACUCGGGUCCUCAAGGUGAGCGUUACUACCACCUUCACGAGUACGGCGAUAUCCCCGCUUCGGAGGUCGGCAACGGCAGCACUGCCUUCGACUGGACGACGUACCUGAGGAACUUUCUCACGGGCGUCGUGUCCGUCAAGGCCGACUCGUGCGUCAUUGUCAAGUCUCCGGCGUACGUGAGGCACGUCGUAAAGGUCUUCGGCAAAGUCUCGAAAAAGGACGUGCGCUCGUUUCUCAAGCUAAGGGCAGCCAUGGCGCUGAUGCCCUUCCGCAAGUUGGCGGACGCUCCCGGUAAAGAAGAGGUGGAAAAACUGUGCACGCUGGCUACGUACAAGCUCUACCGCUAUGCUUUCCUUAAGGAGUUCAACGACACGCAGCUCCUACAGGUGUUUGUCAGCGCUGGCGAGAAGGAAGUCAUUGUGAGGAUGUCCUACAGGAACGUCAUUACGGAAGCCCUGCCCGCGUCCAAGGUUAAAAACAAGGUGGACGAGGCUAUGAGAAACGCAAAAGCCAAGUACUUCCGGAUCAUCAAGGACGUGAAUCAGUACUACUACAGCGACGCCACGAAACCUGACAAGGAGAUCGCCUACAACUACGUCCAGGGUCUGGGAUCCAUGACGCAGUCUUGGCUGCGGGUCGUGGUCGCUUCCGGAGGCAAGAUCCAGGACAACCAGCUGAACAUCCGCUGGGACUUUGACCCAGACACGAACAAGCUCGUCGUCCCCGUCUCUAUAGGCCAUAUGAAACUCAAGGGUGACAAGGAGUUCUUCCUGGAGUCCACAGGUCUCGGAGGGGCCAUGGUGCGAUUCCUGUACAGGGCGUUCCACGAAAGGACCCUCUUCUCAGCCGGAAACGCCAGUCGGGAGGGCCGUCACAACAAAACGGCGACAGCUUGCCUGGAGAAGCAGUAUGGGUCGAAGGCAGUGAACAACACCAAAGUCAAUGGACGCCGUGUCUUGAGGACUGUGGCCGCCGACAAUGCCCUUGUGCCGGUGCUGCACAAGGCCUUCAAGACCUCGCUGUACAUCCACAAGAUCGAGGUAAUCAACUACAAGAGGCUGGAGAUGUCGCUGGCCAACCUUCCGGACGUGGACGCCGACCAGCUGUUUUUCCUGAUGUACGGCCAGACUUUCUGCGAACCGCACGAGGACACCGCUAAGGUCCUGGCGCAGGCCCCAUGGCCUCCAGCAAAGAUCAGACUCAACACCGCGCUGGCCAACUACCCGGAGUUUGCCAAGGCCUUCAAGUGCAGCAACGGGACCACCAUGAAUCCAAAGAAGCGCUGCUCGGUUUUCGGCACCCAUUAAAGUGUUG
This is a messenger RNA of Dermacentor silvarum, 2280 nucleotides long. RefSeq names its product neprilysin-1. The coding region runs from base 90 to 2273 and encodes 727 amino acids. The record is from RefSeq and is a predicted model, not a curated record. Gene Ontology annotation, biological process: protein processing. The transcript is spliced from 3 exons. Gene Ontology annotation, cellular component: plasma membrane. NCBI's taxonomy places the organism in Eukaryota, Metazoa, Arthropoda, Arachnida, Ixodida, Ixodidae. Gene Ontology annotation, molecular function: metalloendopeptidase activity.